CGGAGAGGAGAGAAGGCGCUGGGCUUGGUGGGGAAGGGACACCUGCGAGGACACCGCGCACUUUGCAGCAAGCUCAGACUGCAGGAUGACAGACGGCGACACAAAUCUCCCGACCAUCGAGAGGAAGCUGGGACUGCAGAUAUGGGGCAUAGAGAACAUGAAGAUGGUUCCUGUACCUGAAAAAGCUUAUGGGACUUUUUUUGAAGGAGACUGUUACAUCAUUUUGCACACCAAAAGGACCUCCCGUGGCUCCGCCGUGGAUCUGCACUACUGGAUUGGCAAGGACUCCUCCCAGGACGAGCAAGGGGCCGCGGCCGUGUACGUCACCCAGCUGGACACGGCGCUCGGGGGCAGCCCCGUGCAGCACCGCGAGGUGCAGGGACACGAGUCCGAGACCUUCCAGAGCUACUUCCGCAAUGGGAUCAUCUACAAGAAGGGAGGAGUGGCUUCAGGAUUUAAGCACGUGGAGACCAACAUGUACAACAUCAAGCGUCUUCUUCACGUCAAGGGCAAGAAGCACGUGUCAGCCACAGAGGUGGCGCUCUCCUGGGACAGUUUCAAUAAGGGAGAUGUUUUCUUGCUGGACCUUGGUAAAGUGCUGAUCCAGUGGAAUGGACCCAGCUGCAGCAUUGCUGAGAAAUCCAGAGGUCUUGCUCUGGCUCGGAGCAUCAGGGACAGCGAGAGGGGCGGCCGUGCUCAGAUUGGCAUCAUUGACAACGAGAGGGACUCCCCAGACCUGAUGCAGAUCAUGAGGAUGGUGCUGGGCGAGAGGCGCGGGGAGCUCCGCGACGCCAUCCCCGACGCCAAAGCCGACGAGCUGCAGAAAGCCAACGUCCGGCUCUACCAUGUCUAUGAGAAGGACAAUGACCUGGUGGUGCAGGAGGUCGCCACCCGGCCCCUGACGCAGGAUCUGCUCCAGCAUGAGGACUGCUACAUUUUAGACCAAGGUGGUUUCAAAAUUUAUGUCUGGAGAGGAAAAGCCUCUAGCCCAGAAGAGAAAAAAGCAGCAUUCACUCGAGCUGUGGGUUUUAUCCAAGCCAAAGGCUAUCCUUCAUCCACCAACGUUGAGGUGAUCAAUGAUGGAGCAGAGUCAGCCAUGUUCAAACAGCUGUUCCAGAGGUGGACAGAAAAGAACGAAACACAAGGGCUGGGCAAGGUCUACACUACAGGCAAAAUUGCCAAGGUGGAGCAGGUGAAGUUUGACACCACCCAGCUCCAUGCCAGGCCUGAGCUCGCAGCUGAGCAGAGGAUGGUCGAUGAUGCCUCUGGGGAGAUUGAGGUGUGGAGGAUUGAGGACUUGCAAAUGCAGCCAGUGAAUCCCAAGACAUAUGGGCAGUUCUACGGGGGUGAUUGCUACCUGGUCCUGUACACCUACCUGAGGUCAGGCAGGCCCCACUACGUCCUCUAUAUGUGGCAGGGCCGCCACGCCUCCGUGGAUGAAAUCACUGCCUGUGCCCUCAAUGCCAUCGAGCUGGACAGGAAAUACGGGGACGAGGCCGUGCAGGUGCGAGUGACAAUGGGCAAGGAGCCCAGGCACUUCCUGGCCAUCUUCAAGGGCAAGCUGGUCAUCUACGAGGGCGGCACGAGCCGGGCUCAGAAGAGCGGCCCCGAGCCGGCGAUCCGCCUCUUCCAGGUGAGGGGCACAGAUGAGGUGAACACAAAGGCAACAGAGGUGCCAGCUCGAGCCUCCUCCCUCAACUCCAACGAUGUCUUCCUGCUGACCACCAGCCAGGUCUGCUACCUGUGGUGUGGGAAGGGAUGCAGCGGAGAUGAGCGGGAGAUGGCAAAAAUGGUGGCUGACAUCGUUUCCAGACGGGACAAGCACACCAUUCUGGAAGGACAGGAGCCAGCAGAGUUCUGGGAAGCUCUGGGAGGCAAAGCACCUUAUGCCAGUGAAAAGAGGUUCCAGGAGCAGAUCACGCACUACCAGCCUCGCCUCUUUGAGUGCUCCAACCAGACGGGUCGGUUCAUCAUGACAGAGGUGGUCGGGUUCUGCCAGGAGGACCUGGAUGAAGAUGAUGUCAUGCUGCUGGACACAUGGGAAGAGAUUUUCCUUUGGGUUGGCAAAGCCUCCAACGCACAGGAGAGGAACGAGGCCGUUGCCUCGGCUAAGGAGUAUCUCAAGACCCAUCCAGCUGGGAGGGACUUGGCAACUCCCAUCAUCCUGGUGAAGCAGGGCUAUGAACCCCUCAAUUUCACAGGAUGGUUCAAUGCUUGGGACCCCUACAAAUGGAGUGAUGGCAAGUCCUACGAGGAAAUGAAGAACAGCUUGGGAGACGUGUUGGCCAUAUCCGAGAUCAAAGUGGACCUGAACAACCUCAGCCUGAACAAGAGGACCCUCAGCACGACCAACCUGGCUGGUUCAGCUACAGCAAAUGCCUCCUCGGAGUACAAAUCUCACUUCAGCCACAGUGACAGCAACAGCUACAGCAACAGCAACAACUGCAACAGCCACAGCCCCAGCCCUGCCAUGGUGCCCAAUGGGGAAGGGAUUUACUCCCGAGAGGUGCUGAUGCACAGGACGGUGGAUGAACUUCCCGAAGGCGUGGAUCCCACUAAAAAAGAGUGCUAUCUCUCUGAUGCUGAUUUCCAUGACAUCUUUGGGAAGUCCAAGGACGAGUUCUACCAGAUGCCCAAAUGGAAGCAGCAGAACGAGAAGAAACAAUUUGGACUCUUCUGAGACAUCUGAUGGGUCAUCUGAUGACUCUGGGACCAGCCCCUGCUCCCUUAGGAGCUGCAGGAAAGAAGUGCAGGCAUUUCCUCAGUGAUCCCAACCCAGCACCCCAAUCCAACGCAGUUAUUCCAGCAGCCACUGUUCAGGGGAUGGCUCCUUUCUCCCUGCAAACCCAGAACCCCAGGAGGAAAAAACCUUUUUCAGGAACAGCCUGACAGGAUGUUUUUGCCUCUUCCUGACACUUUAUUGCUGAUAGCCAUGAAGACAAGUUUGUGCCACAGAACUGCACUGUAGCCUCAUCUUUCCUCUCCCUUUUGCAAAUUGCCACAUGCACGAGGCCAUGAUUUCCUUCAUUUGUAGAAGUUUAAAGUUAGUCAAGACAAAUGCCAUUUGCAGCUGCUUUGUGAAUUCUGGGUGGGGAGAGAAGGGGGAAGCCCUAAGAGGAUGGAGGGGGAGCCUUGAGGUCAGGAACAAGCCAAAUGCCUGAUGAGGUAGUCUGUGGAGUGACACCAGACAGUUCUGCCCCUUCUCACCUUGCAGAAAAGCUACUCAAGAAAAAAACCAGCAAGAAUCAGGUCCAGAUUAACAUGCAUAGCACCAGGGUUUGGGGGAAAAAAGCACUUAUUAUAAGCAUAUUUAUUAGCUGAUGUUUCCAGAGGAUGAUGACACUAAAGGCUAGACACAAAUACCAAUUUUUGACUGCCAGACAAGACUCUACUUUUUUAUUCUCUUUUUUCUCAUUCAGACAGCAUCUGCAAUCUCACCUGGCCUCCCUGAUCAUGGCCAGGUGAAUGUCAGAGUCCACCUGGCCACAGACCAGAGGCUUGAGGAAGCCAGGAGGGUUUUGGGUAUGACCUGAGGCAGAGGGUGUCCUACUGAAGCUUUUAUCAGGGCUUCAUCCCUGUGAUGUCCAUGGGGCUGAGAGUGCUGGUUCCACACAGUGGGAUCAGUCUGGCUGGGGAGGGCAGUGGGAAAUGUAAGCAAUCUGUGAUUACGGGAUAAAACUGUGAACUAAAGGCAGAGACACAGCCUUAAAAACUCAGACAAUGUGGGUUUGCAGCUUUACUCCGUUUCCAACCUGAUCAGUGAUUCCAAAUAAACAUCCAGCAGCAGCACUCUCAGUGUCCUUGAUCAGCAUGGCAGGUAGGAAGGCAGCAGAUAAAAGCUCUGCAGGGCCACAGAUCCUUCAAACACCUGGUCAUCAAUGGAAUUUUGGAUUUUUUUGAAAAGAAAAGAACAAACUGAGGAGGUGGGGCCCCUUCUGUUCCCAAACUCCACAUAGCUCGGGCUAUUUGUCCCCCAGUGCCCAUGUACCCUGCUCCUGAAGCCCUCAUUGGCAGUGAGCAGCAGUACCUGGCACUUCAGCAGCUGGCCUGACUGCCCAGCCCUGCUGCAGGGAUGUGGGAUGGAGCUGGGGAGCUCCAGGCUGUUGACUGAGGGGCAAAGAGCUCUCACUCAACAUCCAGGACCACAUAAUUGUGCUGAAGUGUCACCAUCUGGCUGGGCUGGAGCAGGAACCUCCAGGUGAUGGGGUCUUCUGGAUAGAUCUUUGUGUUUAAGAAUUGGUAGUUAACUCAAAAUAAACCCCAACCCCAUUGUUAUGUCCCUGUUCCUACUGCCACUUCAUCCCAUUUCUGCUUGAGGGUCCAGCUCAAGACCCACUGGAACCCCCUGUGCAGAGUAAGUUAAGCAUCAAGCAGAGACACAAAUCAGCUGAAUUACCUGUGAUUGCUCCUGUUGUGUUCACAAGAGAGGCAAUCAAUGCACAUUACCCAUGUUUCAACCUCUGUUGGCACUGCUGAAAUCAGCAAUAUUUGCUUUGCCUCACUGAAGAGUGCUGCUGCCAGCUCCCAAAUUAAUGAAUUGCUCACUUGCUAACAACAUGGACCACGUCCCUUCCUCUGGGAGAGAGCCCUUGCAGCACUGUCAUCAUGCUCUGCCCAUCCCAUCUCCAUCUCAGUUCUUUCCCACCUGGCUGCAGUGGCUUUCCCCAGCUGUUCCUACCUGAUAAGGGAUGUUUUUUCUUCCCAUGGAUCUUGUCUACCUCUAAGUGCAAAACAGGCAGAGGAAAACCCAGCCUCUCUGUGCAAUCCAUCCAAGCCCACCCUGACCCUGGCCGCCUGGUCCCCCACUUCUCUAGUGCCAGCCACAGGAGGCAGGGGAGGGCUUUAAUAAUCCAACUGGAAUCUAAUCCUGCCAGCCAAAAAAUGCAAGCAAUAAGUUCACAGCCAACCCAGUGGGCUGAUCUGACCUCUCAGAGGAGCAGAAUCACACAAUGGCUUGCAUUGGGAGGGACCUUUUAAAGAUCAUCCAGUUCCAAUCUCCUGCCAUGGACAGAGACACCUUCCACUAUCCCAGGUUGCUCAGAGCCCCAGCCAAAGUGGCCUUGAACAUUCCCAGUGAUGGGGCAUCCACAACUUCUCUGGGAAUCCUCUUCCAGUGCCUCACUGCUCUCACAGGGAAGAAUUUCUUUCCAACUUGCCCCACAACAGCUGGUGUUGAUACAAGUGAGGAGGCAGGAGCACUUCUUAGGACCUUCACCUAUGAUUUUCAUCCCAUGGCUCCCUAAAACAAAGAGAGCACACAGGGAGCAGGGACCAAACUCAGGCUGUCCCUGGUGGGGAGUCAAGCAUGUUCUAUCCUUGGCCUUCAAAUGUGUCUCCACCAAUGUGCCCCAUCCCAGAGGUGACUUGGAAGAGCCUGUGCCACUGCAGGGCCCCCUGUUCUGCC
This is a messenger RNA of Vidua macroura (Pin-tailed whydah), 5404 nucleotides long. RefSeq names its product villin like (gene VILL). Gene Ontology annotation, biological process: barbed-end actin filament capping; actin filament severing; actin polymerization or depolymerization. The coding region runs from base 86 to 2680 and encodes 864 amino acids. Gene Ontology annotation, molecular function: actin filament binding; phosphatidylinositol-4,5-bisphosphate binding. Gene Ontology annotation, cellular component: cytoplasm; actin cytoskeleton. The record is from RefSeq and is a predicted model, not a curated record. The transcript is spliced from 20 exons. NCBI's taxonomy places the organism in Eukaryota, Metazoa, Chordata, Aves, Passeriformes, Viduidae.